CCACCACCAGCAGCUUCUUCUCUGGGGGAAAUUCCAUCAUGCCUACGCAAGCCACUGCACGGACCUCCUCACCCCAUAAAUAGGGGAGUUGCUGCCUGUCUCAGCAUCACACAGAAAAGAGACUUUCAAGCUUCACUUGCCUGCUCCAGCUCCGGCCACCACUUCUCAGCUGACAUGAAGGUCUCUGUGGCUGCCCUCGCCCUUCUCAUCGCCGCCUUCUGCUACCAGACCUCCUCAGCACCACUUGGCUCUGACCCACCGACCUCCUGCUGCUUCUCCUACACCUCCCGGCAGCUGCCCCGCAGCUUCGUGGUGGAAUACUACGAGACCAGCAGCCAGUGCUCCAAGCCAGGCGUCGUGUUUGUCACGAGGAAGAGUCGCGAAGUCUGUGCCAACCCCGAGGAGGACUGGGUGCAGGAGUACAUGAGCGACCUGGAGCUGAACUGAGGUCCCGGGACAGACCCUGACACCCAUGUCUGCUGGCAGGGCCUGGCCGGCUGCGUCAGGACUGUUCCCGUGUCAUUGCAAGCUAGUUAGGAAAGUGAAAAUGUACCGAAAUCUGACUUUAACGUUUUGCUAUUUAAUUUUUUAUAGGGGUGGGAUCAGGUGCAAUAACUCUGCUCUAGACAAAUAAGUAUAUUAUUUAAUAGAUCUAUUUUUUUAAAUGAAGGUUCAUGCUUAGGUUAUAUUUUCUGUAUUUAAUUAAUUAUAAUUUUGAUGUAAUAUAUUAUUCAUAUUUCAAGAAAUAAAUAUUUUUGUAAGAAC
Molecule: messenger RNA, 765 nt
Organism: Columba livia (rock pigeon)
Lineage: Eukaryota; Metazoa; Chordata; Aves; Columbiformes; Columbidae
Product: C-C motif chemokine 4 homolog
Exons: 3
Coding region: 175-447 (90 amino acids)
Biological process (GO): eosinophil chemotaxis; immune response
Cellular component (GO): extracellular region
Molecular function (GO): chemokine activity
Source: RefSeq, a predicted model, not a curated record